UCCAAGUAUUGCCAACGUUAGGAAAAUUUUAGUUAGAAGAUUGUACACUUGAUAUAAGAAUUUAACCCUAAAAAUACGAUGUUUAACACAAUCUAAAAAUAUAUAUUAUUCGUACAUUCAAAACUAAAUUUUGAAUACAAACUGCAGAAUGUCUCUUCUGCGCAAAGGACAGCAUUGGGGUACUUUUGCAUGUGUUUGGCACAUUUUCGAUGCAACUUGGCAAAAUCCAUAUAAAAGUGCACAUUUGAUAAAAAAAUACCUUAUGGGAUUAUACAAACCUAUAUAUCAUCCUAUGAACCAGUGUGGUGACCAUGUAAUAGUAAUAAAUAGCAAAGAAAUUGCAUUGCGUGGAGAUGAGUGGCAAAAGCGAGUAUAUUUUCAUCAUACUGGAUUCCAUGGUGGAGCUACUUGGACUCUUGCAUGGGAAUUACAUAGUAAAGAUCCUACUAUGAUUGUUAAGAAAGCAGUUUAUAGAGCAAUGGAUGGAACUCUGCAAAGAAGAUAUACCAUGCAGAGGUUACACAUUUUUCCUGAUGAUAAUGUACCCAAAGAAAUGUUAGAUAAUGUUACCAAUCAGAUUAAACAAUUAAGAUCUGUUCCAGUUAAACUGUAUGAUAUUCCACAAGAGGAAAGAGAUAAAAUUCCACGACUUAUAAAAUAUCCUAGUGAUUACCAGCUCAAAUAAAGUUAUAUAUAUAGAUUUAAAAUAAAUUAUCACAUUAUUUUAAAAAAUUU
Molecule: messenger RNA, 735 nt
Organism: Bombus impatiens (common eastern bumble bee)
Lineage: Eukaryota; Metazoa; Arthropoda; Insecta; Hymenoptera; Apidae
Gene: mRpL13
Product: 39S ribosomal protein L13, mitochondrial
Exons: 4
Coding region: 149-685 (178 amino acids)
Biological process (GO): translation; negative regulation of translation
Cellular component (GO): mitochondrial large ribosomal subunit; ribosome
Molecular function (GO): structural constituent of ribosome; mRNA binding
Source: RefSeq, a predicted model, not a curated record